Messenger RNA from Branchiostoma belcheri (Belcher's lancelet), 1568 nucleotides. RefSeq names its product N-acetylglucosaminyl-phosphatidylinositol de-N-acetylase-like. Gene Ontology annotation, molecular function: N-acetylglucosaminylphosphatidylinositol deacetylase activity. The transcript is spliced from 6 exons. The record is from RefSeq and is a predicted model, not a curated record. Gene Ontology annotation, cellular component: endoplasmic reticulum. NCBI's taxonomy places the organism in Eukaryota, Metazoa, Chordata, Leptocardii, Amphioxiformes, Branchiostomatidae. The coding region runs from base 111 to 875 and encodes 254 amino acids. Gene Ontology annotation, biological process: GPI anchor biosynthetic process.
GACAGUUCUGAAAAAAAAACAUGGUGGCUUCCGGUUUCACUUUUUCAAGGUUUCGAGCCUAAAAUAAGUUUUAAUCAUUUAUUUGUGCCGGAAUUUUGCUUUCAAGAAGCAUGGUUGUGUCGCUGAUCGUUGGGUGCGUCCUCGGUCUUGCUGUAGUGCUGUACCUCUACCUGUGGGUUCGCCGGCCGUUCGAGAAUUUUGCUUCGGCGGCAGAGCGAGCUGGGUGCCGAGCGAGAGUGCUGGUCGUGACGGCGCAUCCAGACGACGAGUGCAUGUUCUUCGGGCCCACCGUCCUUGAGACGCUACGGCUUGGGCACCACGUCUUCCUGCUGUGCCUCUCCACGGGUAACUUUGAGAAGAAGGGCGACACCCGGCUACGUGAGCUGUAUCAGAGUGCAGCGAUCCUCGGUGUUCCAGCGGAAAAUGUCACCAUUGUGGAUGAUCCUGAUCUUCCUGACGAUAUGAACAAAGCCUGGGAUACCAAACUGGUUGCACAGAAGAUAAUGGAGCAUGUCAUCAAGACAUCUGCAAACGUGGUCAUAACCUUUGACCCCUACGGAGUCAGCAGUCACAAGAACCACAGCAGCCUGUACCACGGGGUCAAUGACCUGGUGAGCAGAGGACACCUGCCAGAGAAUAUACUGGUCUACGCACUGGAAAGUGUCAGCCUGUUGAGAAAGUACACCUCGUUCCUAGAUGUCCUACCCAGCACCCUCAGCUCUGCUAGUACCCUGUUCCUGUCCGGAUACCCAGCAGUAUUGAAGGCCCAGCGUGCAAUGUGUGCCCACCGGUCGCAGCUGGUCUGGUUCAGAUGGUUGUACAUCGCCUUCUCAAGAUACAUGGUCAUCAACACCCUCAGGCCUCUGGGCAGAUAGUACCGGUCCAAACUGGUUUGGGCCAGAUUAAACUGGCUCUGCUGGUGGUACACAAGUCCAAACUGGUUUCAACCAGAAUAAACUUGUUCCGAUGGUUGUACAUCUCCAGAUACAUGGUCAUCAACACCCUCAGGCCUCUGGGCAGAUAGUACCGGUCCAAACUGGUUUCAACCAGAUUGAACUGGUCUGCUGGUGGUACACAAGUCCAAACUGGUUUCAACCAGAAUAAACUGGUUCCGAUGGUUGUUUAUCUCCAGAUACAUGGUCAUCAACACCCUCAGGCCUCUGGUCAGAUAGUACCGGUCCAAACUGGUUUCAACCAGAUCAAACUGGUUCUGCUGGUUGUACAUUACCUCAGGCCUCUGGUCAGAUAGUACCAGUCCAAACUAGUUUCAACCAGAUUAGACUGGUUCCAACAGGACAAAUCGUACCAGUUCAAACCGGUUUUAAGUGUAGUACUAGUUUUAGGCAGGAAAUUAUGGACACUCAGGGCCAAAUGGUACUAGUGAAGACCAGUUUAUUUUAUUGGAGAAAGAAAAGACAUUGACACAUUUGUCUAUAAGUUAUAGAUCUCUUUGAUGCAGUAUUGUACAUAUAAUUUAUACAGAAACAGAAGAAUGUGUACUAACUAUAUAAGAGUGGAGUGCAAUAAAAAUAAAUGCUAACCAAGGCCAUGCCAAUUUGAUUGUUGGU